Messenger RNA from Pistacia vera, 648 nucleotides. Its product is annotated as short-chain dehydrogenase/reductase 2b-like. The transcript is spliced from 4 exons. Lineage: Eukaryota; Viridiplantae; Streptophyta; Magnoliopsida; Sapindales; Anacardiaceae. The coding region runs from base 47 to 568 and encodes 173 amino acids. Gene Ontology annotation, cellular component: membrane. The record is from RefSeq and is a predicted model, not a curated record.
GUCCUCAAUUCUCAUUUUUCGCCAGUGUCUGUAGUCUGUAACAUCAAUGGAACAAGCAAAAACUAGGUAUGCAGUUGUUACAGGAGCGAAUAAAGGAAUUGGGUUUGAAAUAUGCAGGCAAUUAGCUAUAAAUGUUGCCAUCGUUGUAUUGACGGCCAGGGAUGAGAAAAGGGGUGUCGAAGCUGUUGAGAAGCUGAAAGAAUCUGGUCAUGAUAAUGUGAUCUUUCGUCAGCUUGAUGUGACCGACAAUGCUAGUGUGCACUCUCUCACGGAUUUCAUUAGAAAUCACUUUGGCAAGCUUGACAUUUUGGUGAACAAUGCGGGAAUUGCUGGAGUCAUGGCAAAGGAAGGCGUGCAAAUCAAAUGGAAUGAAGGAGUGACUCAAAGUUAUGGGUUAGCUGAACAAUGCCUUAAAACAAACUACCAUGGUACCAAAAGAAUGUGUGAAGCACUUAUUCCUCUCCUUCAGUUAUCCAAUUCACCAAGAAUUAUUAAUGUUUCCUCCUCUAUGGGAAAACUAAAGGUAAAUAUAUUUAAGUUUUGUUUCAAUAAUCUUUCUCGGAAUUGACCAGCUGAUAAAUUCUGCCAAAUGUUCUAGUUAAUUUCUUGAGUUCUAGAACAGUAAAAUAUCUCAGAUAGUUUGUUUCU